AUGACCACUCGCUAUCGCGUUGAAUUCAACCACACGCGGUCUCAGAACCCCGGGAAAUCCAAAUUGAAACUCCUCGUUCCGACGGUCGGUACGUUCUUUACUCCGUUAUACCUCGAAGAUGCCUUCAAGUACCAGGAUCGUAGGCGCUGCAUCAGCCGCCGCCGAUUCGUUGCCCCUUCAUUCAAUGACGUUCGUCUCAUCCUGAACACCGCCCAAUUGCUGGGUAUCAUCCGCUCGUUCCCCAGCUCCGUCGAGCUUAUCACAUUCGACGGUGACCUGACCUUAUACGAUGACGGUGAGAACCUGACAGAGGACAAUCCCGUCAUCCCGCGAAUUACGCGGCUGCUGAGCCAGGGACGGAAAGUUGGCAUCGUCACCGCGGCCGGAUACACGGAGGCCAGUAAAUACUACGCGCGGCUUAAGGGCCUGCUGGACGCCAUCCACUCCUCGACGCUGUUGACGGAAUCACAGAAAAAUGGCCUCAUCGUCAUGGGUGGCGAGAGCAAUUUCCUGUUUCGCUACGAUGACAGCCGGUCUCAGUCGUCGUCGUCGUCAUCGCUGUCCCCGGACAGUGCUGGUGACAACGACAACAACAGUAAACUUGCCUACGUUCCCAGGAAGGAAUGGCUGCUCGACGAAAUGAAAAUCUGGCGGGAAGAUGACAUCAAGGAGCUUCUCGACAUCGCAGAAUCCGUUCUCAGAGCCUGCGUAUCAAACCUCAAUCUCGCCGUUGCCGUUCUCCGCAAGGAUCGUGCCGUCGGCAUCUACCCGUUGGCCGGGAGCAAGCUACAUCGCGAGCAGUUGGAGGAAACAGUCCUCGUGGUGCAGAAUACCAUCGAACGAUCGUCGGUUGGGUCUAGACUACCCUUCUGUGCUUUCAACGGAGGAAAUGACGUCUUCGUUGAUAUAGGUGACAAGUCUUGGGGCGUAAGAGCCUGUCAGCAAUACUUUGGAGGCAUUGAUCCUGCUAGGACUCUACAUAUCGGCGACCAGUUUUUGUCGGCCGGUGCCAAUGAUUUCAAGGCCCGUAGGGCAAGCACAACGGCAUGGAUUUCCAGUCCGGCAGAGACAGUCCAGUUACUUGACGAACUACACGAGUUGGAGGGACAUUAA
Messenger RNA from Monascus purpureus, 1113 nucleotides. Lineage: Eukaryota; Fungi; Ascomycota; Eurotiomycetes; Eurotiales; Aspergillaceae. The record is from the annotation of a GenBank genome assembly.